Plasmopara halstedii is the source of this 174-nucleotide messenger RNA. RefSeq lists its product as uncharacterized. The transcript has 2 exons. The record is from RefSeq and is a predicted model, not a curated record. The coding region runs from base 1 to 174 and encodes 57 amino acids. Lineage: Eukaryota; Oomycota; Peronosporomycetes; Peronosporales; Peronosporaceae.
AUGUUGCAUCGAAUGCGACGGUACAACUUCCAUACCGCGGGGGGUGAAGUACUUACCUCCCCAGGAGUUUUGGUUGCUAUUGUCAACAUUCUGAGCUUUUUUCAAGACCCGGAAGCUCUUAUCGAUUUUAGGACGUCAUGCAACUACAUGCGAUACGCUAAAUGCCGUGUAUAA